AAGCCGACUUCAGCUUCCCGGGAGAUUUCUCCUCCGACGCUCAGUUCUUUGUGUUUGUAGGUGUCGUGUGCUGGCUGUACUCUAUUCUCUCCCUCCUGGUCUACAUCUUCCUGGCAGACGCCUACGAAGAGACGAACAAGAACAUGCCGAUAUUUGAUCUCGCGAUGGCCGUUGUUUUGGCAUUUUUCUGGUUGGCCUCCAGUUCAGCUUGGGGCCACGGACUCAGUGGACUGAAGCAUGUUGGAGACCCAGAGAACUGGAUUUAUCAGGAUACUGAAGAUGCACCCGCUCAUAUGUGCAGGAAAAAUGCUGAAGGUUAUGUGUUCACCAUAAUUGAGAGCUGUACUUCUACAUACGCAGGAACCUUUGCCGGGGGUAAUGUAAGUGUACUGCUCGGUUUCCUCAACGUGUUCCUCUGGAGUGCCAACACCUGGUUUCUGUACAAGGAAACAAGGAUGUACAACCCUAACAGAGGAAAUUUGCAGAAUGUCGAAUCACCAACCGACUCCAUAUAAACGAAAAUAGAAGACGAGCUGACUGAUCAAUCAAGAUAUUUCAGAUGCCAAUCAAUCAAUCAGUCAAUCAAUCAAAGAGUUGGUCAAUAUACAAAAUAUCUUAUUGAGCUUUUGACUGUUGUAACUUGUGAUUAAAUGUACUCUGUACUCAUUGUAAAAAUGUCUCCGUCCCCUUUGUAAGCAUUUGAAAAAAUUUGUAUUUUAGAUUUUAUAUUUGUUGAAAUUUAUUAAAUGUUAAAUUUGUA
This is a messenger RNA of Eurytemora carolleeae, 760 nucleotides long. RefSeq names its product synaptophysin. NCBI's taxonomy places the organism in Eukaryota, Metazoa, Arthropoda, Copepoda, Calanoida, Temoridae. Gene Ontology annotation, cellular component: synaptic vesicle membrane; synaptic vesicle. The record is from RefSeq and is a predicted model, not a curated record.